Messenger RNA from Hydatigera taeniaeformis, 555 nucleotides. NCBI's taxonomy places the organism in Eukaryota, Metazoa, Platyhelminthes, Cestoda, Cyclophyllidea, Taeniidae. The record is from the annotation of a GenBank genome assembly.
UGUAAGAAUUCGUACGUUUCUUGCGAUCGAUGCCUACUUGGGGGCAUCUUCCAGUGCACCGAGGACUCGCAGUGUCGUCGGACUUAUCUCAGUCAACGCGAUCUACAGGCCCACAUCAACCACCGCCACAAACCCAAGUCCACCACUGGAGCUACAGCCGCCGCACCAGUCGCGGCAACUACAACGAAAACUAACGCGGUGCUCUCCGUUUCCUCGACCCCACAACCACUUCCCGCCUCCGCAACUGUCGUUCCGCCCUCCUUCUUUGUCUCACCACCUACAAAUUUUAGCAUCCCACCUCCGCCCUUCCUCUCCACCCCUCCUUCUUCAGUAGCACCGCCUCCCGCAAAUGCACUCCUCGUCUCUCCAUCUCUGUCUCAGCAACUGUCACAUCGAGUUGCUAGCAGCGGUAGUGGCGAAACCAGUGGCAACGAUGUGUCCAACUCGGCAGCUACCAUCGCUGUCCUUGCUGCGGCCAUUCAAGCUAACCCUUCGACCGUCGGUUUGAAUGUUAGUCGUUGCAAUAUCUUUGUUAAUGCGAAUACGGGAAGUUGA